AUGCUGAUGAUUAUAACCAAGUCCGCAACACGUCCAUCAGACGUUACUCACAAAAUAAAGGAUAUUGAAGACCGUAUCAAUGUUGAUGAAAUUAUCGAAGGUGAAUUACCGGAUGCCAUCCAAGACUUUGUUAUGGCCAAUUACGAUGAAGUAACAGUCUUGGCAAAUAAGCUGUGUUGGCGUUUCCAACCAUUCCCACCUGAGAAUCUUCUACAAGUUCCUGACGUGAAAAAUAUUCCAGGAUUCAGUCAUAUAGAUCCAAAAUCACAAAAAUUUCAACAAGGAAUAUCAUUGUACCGCGAGGAAAUGUGUUCCCUUACAUUGGACGAAUUCUUGGAAAAAAGCCAAGAAAUAAAGGCAACUCCAGUAUACAACAUCUGUACAAAUUAUAUGUCAAUCGCCGAUUCUGAGAAGUACAUAUACAGAUGGUUGAAAUAUCAAUUUGGUACAGCUCUUGAACGAAAACAAUUCAUUACUGAUGUCUACAAUUUCAUCACAUUGAAAAAUAAGAAGAAAAGUAUUCUCGCUCUAAUUGGUGAUACCAGUUCCGGAAAAACCUUCUUCGCAACUGCGUUGGCAUUGUUACGCGGAUCAUACGGAACGGCACGUCAAUUUGCAAAAGAUGGAGAAAGAUUUGCAAUGGAAUCAAGCGUCAACCAACCUGUUCUCUUCAUUGAUGAAGCAAUUAUAACGACAAAGGUGGUUGACGAGUUGAAGGAGAGAACUGGCGGAGACGGUGGCUAUCAAAAUCGAAAAGGGUUACCAGCCGUGUGGGUUCAAACCCAACCAUUAAUCUUAUGUUCCAACUCUCAGUUGUUCGAUAUGACACCAUCAUCGACGAAUGCCUGGUCGAGCCGGUGUUACAAUUACACCUUCAAAACGUGUGAUCCCACCGUUGUUCCAGAAUGUGAUGUGUUCAAUGAAAUAACAAGGGAAUAUCGGCUCAACCCAAGAGCACUGAUCACUAUGUUUCAAAGCGUAGGGAAACUGGAAAAUAUAUUAGCAUAAGU
Messenger RNA from Sitodiplosis mosellana (orange wheat blossom midge), 1010 nucleotides. RefSeq lists its product as uncharacterized. The record is from RefSeq and is a predicted model, not a curated record. Lineage: Eukaryota; Metazoa; Arthropoda; Insecta; Diptera; Cecidomyiidae. Bases 1 to 1008 code for a protein of 335 amino acids. Gene Ontology annotation, biological process: DNA replication. The transcript is spliced from 3 exons. Gene Ontology annotation, molecular function: DNA binding; ATP binding; DNA helicase activity.